AGCGGAUGUGAAGAUGAUGAUGAAAUUAUUGACGAGUAUGAAGAUCAGGAUGAAGAUGAUGCGCUCGGGUUAUCUCCUCUGAGCGCGCGCGCGCGCUCUCCACCUCCCGGCGCGAUGGGGAGCGCGGAGGUCCGCCCGGCGGCGGAUGAGGAUCCGUGGAGCGGCGCGCUGAACCGCUCUCAGGGCGAGGAGCGCUUCAGGAGCCUGGAGGACAUCGACGUGUCGGCGGACGGCAGCCCCGCGCUCCGGUUCAUCAUCUCCGUCACCUACCUGGUGGUGUGCGCCGCGGGGCUGGUGGGCAACCUGCUGGUGCUGUUUCUGGUGCGCGCGAGGCAGGAGCGCCGCACCAACAAGAUCAACUUCUUCAUCCUGAACCUCGCGGUGACGGACUUCCAGUUCGUGCUGACGCUGCCGUUCUGGGCGGUGGACACGGCGCUGGACUUCAGCUGGCCGUUCGGAGACGCCAUGUGCAAGAUCGUGCUGUCGGCCACGGUGAUGAACAUGUACGCGAGCGUCUUCUUCCUCACGGCCAUGAGCGUCACGCGCUACCGCUCGGUGGCCUCGGCGCUGACGGAGCGCUCCUCGCCGAGCACCUGCUCCGCGCGCGGCGUCGGCGCGCUCCUCUGGGCGCUGGCCACGGUGGCCACGGCGCCCACCGCCGUCUUCUCCACGGUGACCAACGUGGCCGGAGAGAAGCUGUGCCUGCUGCGCUUCCCGGAGGGGCAGCACUGGCUGGCCGUCUACCACGUGCAGAAGAUCCUGGUGGCGUUCGUCGUGCCCAUGUUCGUGGUGUGCGUCAGCUACCUGCUGCUGCUGAGGCUCGUGCGCCGCCGCGGCAUGCGCAGCAACACCAAGCGCCGGACGCAGGUCACCAGGUCCGUCACGCUGGUGGUGCUCUCCUUCUUCCUCUGCUGGAUGCCCAACCAUGCCAUCACGCUGUGGGGCGUGCUGGUCAAGUUCAACCUCGUGCGCUGGGACCGGACGUACUACGUGGUGCACACCUACGUGUUCCCGCUCACCGUGUGCCUGGCGCACGCGAACAGCUGCUUUAAUCCGGUCAUUUACUGCAUGACGCGCCGGGACUUCAGGAAAAAGCUUAAGGAGCUCUGGCUGCGAGAGUGAGUGGCGCGAGCGCGGGGACGCUUACGGACUAAUAGACUAGUGGAGCGCAGGUCACGAUACGUGAUGCACACGACACGGGUUGAUCGCACUAAACUAAACCACCUUAAAACUAUAUGAUGGACCUGAUCACUACUGAUCCAUCUCUCUCUCUAUCUCUUUCUCUGUAUGUCAAUAUACAUUACUGUGCAAAAGUUUUAGGCAUCUGUGGGAAUUUCAGUAAAGAAAAAGCUUCUUAUCUGUGCAGUAAGUGUUUAUUAUCUCAGUAAAACACAUUAACUCGGCAUUACAAUAAAUACAAACAGCAAUUUUACAAAAAGCACAGCUUUUACAGCCCUGUUUUCCUUAAAACAUAUUCUAAUCUCUCCUCCUCAUCUGAGUUUAAUAGAGUUAUUUCUAGUUCUCAUCAUAUUAAUCAACACCUGGUUUGGUAAAUUACUGGUAAAUGCGGUAAAUCAGGUGAGCUGCUGACGGAACUGAACAUAAUAUACACAUGCUGGCUGAGGAGCAUCCAGGAGAAAUCUGGGAUCUCUACACUUUGUUCUUCAGCUUAUUUGGCUCACAGGAUAUAUAUAAUACUUAGUUAAAAAAAGAGAAUUCCUUGUUAAGUUUUAUUGUAUGUAUGGAUUCAUCUCAGAAUGAAUUUGCUUUGGUGCCUAAAACUUUUGCACAGUACUGUAUCUCUCUAUAUAUCCAUCAAUAUUUACAAAACUAUACACACACAAACACAAAGUCGUAUGCAAAAGUUUGGGCAAAAAAGUUGUGCACAUUUUCCCUGUGAUAAUAUAUACUGUAAAAUAUUGGCAAAAAUGUAACUGAUAUUUUCAGCCUUUUGCUUAAACCAGAAAAUCCCAGCUAAAAAGAAUUAUGGUUAGUAAAACGUUUUAUUUUACUUGAUGUACAAGUUGAUUACACUAAACUACAUUGUUUUAUAUAUACACAUAUACAAACACAAACACAAAAAGUCAUAUGCAAAAGUUUGAGAAUCCCAGAAAAUCACAGCUAACAAAUUGUGGUCAGAAACACGUUUUCUGAACAUUACUGUGUAUCUUCUCAUUACAUUCAACCAGUCAAACUUUUUUACUGAAUGUUUUUAAAAUAUGUCUGAAAUGUUAAUCAACAUUUCCAUAACAUUGUAAAGCAAACGUCUACAUAGGAACAUUUAAUGAUAAAUGUUCCAAUAAUGUGAUGCAAACCAUUAUUAUGUCACACGUUUAAAAAAAAAAAACAGUUGUGUAACGUUUUCUGAAUGUUACAAUAAAUGUUCCUAGAACAUUCAAUCUGUCAAGUUUUGAUUCAGUGCUUUUAAAGCAUUCUAGUAACGUCGCUGCAACAUCACUACUGUCAGUGUUGUAAUUUUAAGUUUUGGGAAUGUUGUAUAAAUGUUUCCAUGAUAUUAGUAUCCGUUUAGCUUGGUAUGUAAUAAGGUUAUGAUGCAAACCAUUAUAUAUCACACAAUUUCAGAACUUCACCUUCUUUAAUCUGCUUACAACAAUCAAUCUGUCAAGUUUUCUGGAUGUUCUCUAUUAUUUAACAUUUUUAAACGUUCUGGUAACGUUGCUGCAACAUCAUGAGCAUCAGUGCUCCAAUAAAAGAUCUAUCAAAAAAGUGGCUUGAGUAGAAGUGUUGAGUUGAAGUGUUCUUUAUGCAUUUUUGUACUUAAUAAUUGCAAGUAGAAGGACAGGGAUUAAGCAUGGUUUUAGAUUCAUGGGAUCAGGGAUUAAGCCCAGACUUAAUAGACUUUAUCCAUUUAAACUGCUAUUCUGAAUACAUAAUAACUAGGCUUAAUCUGUGGAAAGACUGCAAAACUGUCCUAUUAAUGCUGAUUAAAAUUUUAACCCACUAUAUACACCAUGAAAUCACUCAAAACAUUUAAACAAGAGUGUCCAAACUUUUGCAUACGUUUAUUUGUCUUUUUCUUCUGUCUUACAUUUUUCUUCACACGCCUUUGUCUUUUUAACAUAUUUAACUGUCAAUGGGAUUUUCCUAAAUAGAGAUUGAGCCUAAUCUUAGACCAAAGGUUCUGAAAUGUUUUAGACCAUGUACCACCAAUGAUGACCAAACUAAAACUUCCAAUUACCACCAAGUACACACCAUUUCACAGAAACACAUUAAGUUACUGCACACAUGCUUAUUUAUACACAGUAAAUAAAUAAAUAAGCAUAGGUGUAAACCACACACAUACAUCUGAUUUUACUCGGGCUGCAUAAAAUAUUGUUUAAGCAUAGUCAUCGCGAUUAAAUCAGGCAAUUAAAUCAAACACGUCAUGUGGCAAUGUUUUGAUUCUUGACACAAGAAGUAGAUACACAGCGCUGUCUCUGUGUCUGUGUGAGUGACAGGCUGCUGCUGCCCGAGAAGCAUGAGGGGGAGGGGGAGCAUUGCAGUGUAAUUUUUUUCCAAUAUCGUGCAGCCAUAGAUCUUAUCUAGAUCUUUUAUUGGUUACUGUUUCAGGUUAAUACAGUAUCAGAAUCAGGAUUAGGGGUGUGCCAUAUCGU
This is a messenger RNA of Astyanax mexicanus (Mexican tetra), 3614 nucleotides long. It is a transcript of the gene rxfp3.3a1, whose product is annotated as relaxin family peptide receptor 3.3a1. Lineage: Eukaryota; Metazoa; Chordata; Actinopteri; Characiformes; Acestrorhamphidae. Gene Ontology annotation, biological process: G protein-coupled receptor signaling pathway; immune response. The record is from RefSeq and is a predicted model, not a curated record. The coding region runs from base 115 to 1122 and encodes 335 amino acids. The transcript has a single exon. Gene Ontology annotation, molecular function: G protein-coupled receptor activity. Gene Ontology annotation, cellular component: membrane.